UACGAGAUAUAAGCUAUUAUAUUCUGUUCUCCAUUGCGCCAGAGUGUAUUCGCGGGCUUUAGGAUAUAUUCAUCAUCAUUCAAAUUAUACUUCAUUCAAUACCGCUAUUAAAACUAAUCUUAGUUAAUGGGAUGAUGGCAGACGAUGUCGGUCUCAACAGCGUUACCAUGGCUCCUCCCUUCCAAACUCAUCUUUUUGAACCAUCGCCAUCAUCAACGUCGCCGCCUCUGAAUCAACCAUUGCAGUCUUCAUCUAGGUCAUCUACCACGUCAGGGCCCAACAACUCUACUGGAGGAACAUACGAAGGAUCUUGGUCCUGGGAGCAUUUCCCCUCAUCGUUUCGGACGGGGCGUUUCGCCGAGAACGUCGAAGUCCUUAACGAGCAUACGUUAAACGACUUUUUCAAUGACGAAUUCUCGCUCAGACGCCUCGAUGAUAUCGAACCCAAGCUCUGGCGCGUCGGCUAUCCUAGAGCUCCCAGAUGCCUUACCACCCAGCUGCAACUGGGACGAAACAUCGUCCUGACAAAAGCCCUUGAUAUGCACCUCAUAUGGGAUACUGGCAAAAUAUUCAUCAAACCCCUGCCGCGCUACCUUUUGGAGGACGCGUGCUGGGGUAUUGGAGGCUUGUCCCAGGAGAUCCGAAAGAACGCAGUUGGAUUCCUUUAUACGUAUGCUUGUCUCAUCACUCAUCCCGAAGACUUCAGGAUAGCACUCGAGAAAAACCUCCUGCCUAAAGACGACGCUGGAAACGACCCUAAGUGGGCGUCUUGGCGGGCUUUUGCGACGGAGGUCUUGCGAAUUGAUAUUUCCGAAGACGUACAUCAGCGCUUUCGCCGGGGGGAACUACGACUAGAUAGGCUCAAUUGGAUAUACGCCUUAAAGGAUCUGCCAUUCCCAUCCAUCCGCCUGUAUAACAGCCCGUGGCAAAACUACACAGACUUCGUCACCUCCAAUCUUUCUUGGGUCACAGCUACCACGGUAUAUAUCGCAGUCGUCCUCACGGCCAUGCAGGUGGGACUAGCAACCGACGCGCUUAAAGACAAUGCCACAUUUCACCGAGCUUCGUACGGUUUUACUGUCUUCUCGAUUCUUUGCCCGAUUAUUGCAGCCGUUCUUAUAUUGCUGGCGUUACUGGUCUUCCUAAUUCCAAACUGGAUCCGCGCUCGGAAGGCUAGUCUUCCGCUUAGGUGAACAUCACCCGCAUGAGGCCUUUCAAAAUAUACGCUCUGGAGCCCGCCCGGGGACCCUCGAUUUACCAAAUAUGUAAAUUUUGAUAUGCUACGGACUACCUUCGAAAUCCCUGUUAGUAGGAGUUAAUUAUAGGCGUAAGGGAAGUUCGUUUUCUUUUUCAGGUAGCAAGCUAGAAAUAAGGUCUGCUCUGUGAUAAUAAUCCGAGUUAUUCCCCUUUAUACUACUAUAAUGCCAUCUCUAGAUUCUGGGUCUAUCUUAUCAACAUAUUAAUAGCCAAAUCGC
Molecule: messenger RNA, 1475 nt
Organism: Daldinia caldariorum
Lineage: Eukaryota; Fungi; Ascomycota; Sordariomycetes; Xylariales; Hypoxylaceae
Exons: 2
Coding region: 132-1193 (353 amino acids)
Source: RefSeq, a predicted model, not a curated record